CACAUCGGUGCGUCCCUGAUUAAAAUAUGUUUUAUUUCUGACUCUGUUUCAGGCCUUCAGGACUGAUCAGUGAUUGGACGGCUCGCCAACCUCAUAACGCUGAGCACCUGUGAAGUCAUCCCUGUCUUCUGAUUGGACCCCCAUCCUCUGGAGUUGUGUGUGUCGUCAGGGCCUUGAGGCAACCAAGCACACGCUGAUGUCCCCCCCUCCCGCGCGGCCCCGGCAGACCUCUAAUAUCUCACAGAUUGAUGAGGUCUCGUCGAAGCUCAGGAGGGCUGGUGCCGUGUCGAUAAGGCAGCUUUCAUCUCCCCACAUUUCACUCCCCGCUCCUUCCUUUCUGCUUUGCCUUCACGUCAUCAGGAGGGACACGGUGGCUGGCUUUGAAAUGUGAGAGGGGAUCAGGAUGUGCAAAGACCCGGACUGUGUUUCAGAAAACAGGAUUCAUGAAAUGCCUGGAACCACCAGCUCUGUUCUCUUCAGUGGCUCCUUGUUAAAAUGCCGUUUGGAGGCUGAGCAGGACGUCAGAGUCGGCAUGCCGCUGUCUGACCGACGGAGCUGGAAUAAGCUACAGAGGAGGGAAACCCAGAGCUGAGGGCACACACAACACACCUGGGUGCACACAAACACACACACAAACAAAGAGCCUCACACAGGACAAUGUGCAACAUCUCCUCCUGUGAUGUGGACAGUAAGGUGGACCAGUUCUUCCAGCCCACACUCUACAUCAUAGUCAUCGUUCUGGGGCUGCCCACCAACUGCAUGGCUCUGUGGGCUGCCUACAUGCAGGUACGUCAGCGUAACGAGCUGGGCAUCUACCUGAUCAACCUGUCGGUGGCUGACCUCCUCUACAUCUUCACCCUGCCUCUGUGGAUCGACUACUUCCUGCAGCACGACGUCUGGAUCCACGGCCAGGAGAGCUGCAAGCUGUUCGGUUUCAUCUUCUACACCAACAUCUACGUCAGCAUCGCCUUCCUGUGCUGCAUAUCCCUGGAUCGGUACCUGGCUGUGGCGUACCCGCUGCGCUUCGUCAAGGUUCGACAAAUCAAAACAGCGGUCCUCGUCAGCUCCACAGUUUGGAUCAUUGAGAUCAUCGCCAACUCUGCUCCUCUCUUCCACGACGAGCUCUUCCAGGACCGCUUCAACCACACCUUCUGUUUUGAGAAGUACCCCAUGCAGGACUGGGUGGCAGGGAUGAACCUCUACAGGACCUUUCUUGGCUUCCUGGCUCCGUGGUCGGCCAUGCUGGUGGCCUACAGGGGGAUCCUGGCGGCGGUGCGCUGCAACAUUUCCACGGAGCGCCAGGAAAAAGCCAAAAUCCAGCGCCUGGCCUUGAGUUUGAUCCUCAUCGUUCUGCUGUGCUUCGGACCGUACCACAUCCUCCUCCUGGUGCGGAGCGUCAUGUUCCUGAGGAAGCCGUGCGACUGCAAGUCCGAGGAGACCCUGUUCGCCGCGUACCACGUGUCGCUGGCGCUGACCAGCCUGAACUGCGUGGCCGACCCCAUUCUGUACUGUUUCGUAAACGAGGGGGCCAGGAACGACGUGAGCCGAGCCCUGGCCGCCUUGCUGUCCUCGGCGUGCCGCAGGCGCUCCUCGUCCUCGCCGUCGCACGCCGACAUUCUGAACGCUGGGUCCGUUACCAUGGACACGCCUCUGUCGGCCAAGAAGCCAUCUUGUGUGUACGCCGGCAGCGGGAAGACCACCAGCUACAAGACGGAACUGUUGGUCAUGAAGGACGAGUGUCUGCAGAUGACCAUCCUCGGGGUUAAAAAGUGAAACGAACCGUCCAGCUUCUUGAGGAAGGACUUUCUGACACUCUGUGUCUUCAGUGUGGACGAAACGUCCAACUAAAAGCCAAAAUCAGGUUUCUGUCAACUAAACAGUCGGCGUCACCUGAUGUCAGCUCUCUUUGUUACAUCAUGAAGGUUUUCCUUUAAAAAAAACAACAAAUUACCUUUAUUUUUUUAAUGCAGUUUGUAGAAUAACUUAAAAUGUAGGACUGUUGCUUUCUGAUUGCAUCAUUUUGGGCUCAGACAGAAAAGUUUCAUCUGUUAGCUGAAGCUAAAACAUCUUUAAACCCCAAAAAUUAAAAAAAGUGACGAUGAAGAGUACUUUCUCAUCUAUCUGUGGGGUUUUCUUAGGAAUGCACCGAUAACCAGGUCAGUGGUUGGUUGACCAAAUAUUGGGUCGAAAUGUUUUACCCAGUAUUUGGUCAAACAGAUAACCCAGCCCUGUUGUUACAAAUGUCUAACGUUGGUUCGGUCCACAUUUGAUCCAGUGCUGGAUUAUUGGCAGGUUGAAGUCAUGUGACACGGUUGACACGGACAUUCAGAUGGGGGCAGGAAGUGAUUUUACUCCUUUUCAAAACAGUGAAAUGGAUCACAGCGAGUGUGUUAAUGCUCUAAAUGUGCAGAUGCCGAUGAGAUUACGUUUAAGAUCUGAUCCAUACUGUCUUAAAGGGAUCCCUGAUUAGUUGUAACAUUAGACUUUAUUUGAUAAACACUUACUUUAACUGUAAAAUAAAGA
Molecule: messenger RNA, 2523 nt
Organism: Austrofundulus limnaeus
Lineage: Eukaryota; Metazoa; Chordata; Actinopteri; Cyprinodontiformes; Rivulidae
Gene: gpr4
Product: G protein-coupled receptor 4
Exons: 3
Coding region: 658-1773 (371 amino acids)
Biological process (GO): G protein-coupled receptor signaling pathway
Cellular component (GO): membrane
Molecular function (GO): G protein-coupled receptor activity
Source: RefSeq, a predicted model, not a curated record